AUGUCUGAUCACAUCAACAAGUACGACUAUGUCCGCUUCUCUGUUGCUGAUAUGCACGGAAGAUCAAGAGGAAGAGUUGUUCCCGCAAGACACGUGAAGCGAUAUUUGAAGAAGGGGGUCACACUUUUCGCAGGUGCCUUAUCCUUCGACCUCAACAAUGAAGAUACAAUCAUUCCAUCACCUUUGCUCAAGGAUGGAAGGCAGCCGAAGGUCUAUGCACACCCUGACCUCAACACAUUGUAUAAUGUGUCCUGGUCUGGAAAAGAUGAUGUCUUGGUAGCUGAGGUUAUCUGCGAGAGCUACUGGUUAAAGGACGGAUCGGCACAGCAAGCAUGUCCUCGAUACGUUGCUAGACAGCAACUAGAAAGGUUGGCCAGUAGUGGAUAUAGUUUUUUUUCUGGAUUCGAACUUGAGUUUACACUGACAAAAGUUGAAAAUACAUUAUCUCUGCAAAAAGGCUACGGGAGUCAAAGGUUCGUCAGCAAGCACAGCGACUUCCUCUUUUACUUUGAUAAGCAUAUGUCCCAAGCAGGGGUUGAUAUAGAUUCUUUUCAUUCUGAAUAUGCGGGAAGUUCUAUAGAAAUGGUAAAAAGGCCAUAUGAUGGUAUCAAAAGUGCUGAUUCUUGUGUUGUCCUAAAGAAUGGAAUUCUAGAAAUGGGGGAUAAGAAAGAUUAUAGAAUCAGUUUCGACGCCAAGCAAGAAAGCGGAACAGUUGGUAUGCACUUCAACCAUUCUCUAUGGUCUCUUUCCAAGGGCAUCAAUAUUUUCCACAAUCCCGAUGGACUACAUGGUCUUAGUACUUUGGGGAAACACUGGUUGGGGGGACUGAUGAAACAUGCCAAAGCUCUGACUGCCCUCUGGUGCCCAACUGCCAACUGUUACGAUCGCUUGCACGAACCGGAUCGUCCUGGGCUUAUCUUCUGGAGCAAUGAUAUAGGCGCUGCUUGCUUCAAAGUCAAGUCUUUGGAAACUGGAACAUAUCUGGAAAAUCGCAUUCCCAGUGGAAUGAGCAACCCCUACAUCACUCUGGCGGCAACCAUAGCUGCAGGUCUUGAUGGGAUUGUAAAGAAGCUGGAAUGUCCGCCUGUAGAUCAAUCAUCUUCUUGUGCCCUUCCAUGUACUCUGUCAGAGGCUAUUAAGGAGCUUCAGGGAGAUACGGAUAUGGUAAAUAGCCUUGGAAAAGAAUUUAUUGAAUGGUUUGUGUGUACCAUUAAGACAGACAUUGAAUCUAAUGUUGUUUAACAUAGGAGCAUCACCGUCUACAACAUGAGGAAGGUCGUUUUCGUCCCCAAGUGUGUCUACAUGUCAAAUACGAGUAUAUAUUCAAACAAAUGUGUAUCAAAUGAUCGAGGACUGUGGUGACAAAAGGAAUAUUAUAAUUGUAAUCAAACCACAAAUGUAUACGAAAUCAUUGCUGAGUUGUUUUGUGUCAUUUGUCAAAAAGAGGGUAUUAUUAUUCUUAGAUUAAUUGACAGAGCUACAUGUAGUAUCUGAAAUAUUGGCUUGAAUGUCUAUAUAUGUCAGCAAGAUAACAGGACAUUUUAAAGGUAUUGGAGAUAUUCUAAUAGAACUUAGCAUGACGUCAAAAACUUUGAAAAGUUGAAUUUUAGAAGAGUAAAAUAAGAUCAUUUACAAUUUUUAAAGAUUUUAGAACUACAUGUUUACUGGAUUUAUGACCAAAGCGCUGAUUUCUGAACUCUGGGCUUGCACAUUAUUGUAAGUCAAUAGCAGUAUAAUAUCUAAUCCUGGGGGUCUAUGUCGCUGAUACCACCUCCAUGGUUUAGUGGAUAGAACGUCUGCCAGGAGAGUGGAAGGUCGUGGGUUCGAUCCCCGGCCUCGUCAUACCAAAA
Haliotis rufescens (red abalone) is the source of this 1850-nucleotide messenger RNA. Its product is annotated as lengsin-like. Gene Ontology annotation, cellular component: membrane; cytoplasm. The coding region runs from base 1 to 1242 and encodes 413 amino acids. NCBI's taxonomy places the organism in Eukaryota, Metazoa, Mollusca, Gastropoda, Lepetellida, Haliotidae. Gene Ontology annotation, molecular function: glutamine synthetase activity. The transcript is spliced from 2 exons. The record is from RefSeq and is a predicted model, not a curated record.